CAUGCUCUCUCGUACGGUUUCCUCGUUGAGCCGUGUGGCUCCGCAAACCCUCGGAGCGGUGAAUGCAGCCUCCAGCCGUCAGUAUUCCAUUACUGCUCCACGUCCACCAACCGAGCUCAACCAAAAACUGAAAGUGACAAUCAUCCCGGGAGAUGGAGUCGGACCAGAGUUGAUCUACACAGUCCAGGAUAUUGUCAAGCAAACUGGAAUUCCAAUCGAGUUCGAGGAAAUCUUCCUCUCCGAAGUCCACUACACCCGCUCCUCUUCCAUCGAGAAUGCUGUUGAGUCCAUCGGACGCAACAACAACGUUGCUCUCAAAGGCGCCAUCGAGGAGUCGGCCGUUUUGCACACGGAAGGAGAACUUCAGGGUCUGAACAUGAGGCUCAGACGCUCGCUUGACUUGUUCGCCAAUGUUGUUCACAUUAAGACCCUUGAUGGAAUCAAGACAAGACACGGCAAGCAGCUGGACUUUGUGAUUGUGAGAGAGCAAACCGAGGGAGAGUACUCCAGCUUGGAGCACGAGCUCGUUCCAGGAGUCAUUGAAUGUCUCAAGAUUUCUACCAGAACCAAAGCCGAGCGCAUUGCCAAGUUUGCCUUUGACUACGCUACCAAGACUGGAAGAAAGAAGGUCACCGCCGUGCACAAGGCCAACAUUAUGAAGCUCGGAGACGGUUUGUUCUUGAGAACCUGUGAAGGAGUUGCCAAGCAGUACCCGAAGAUCCAGUUUGAGAGCAUGAUUAUUGACAACACUUGCAUGCAGUUGGUGUCCAAGCCCGAGCAAUUCGACGUGAUGGUCAUGCCAAAUCUCUACGGAAACAUCAUUGAUAACUUGGCUGCUGGACUGGUCGGAGGAGCCGGAGUCGUGCCAGGACAAUCUGUGGGACGUGACUUUGUCAUCUUCGAGCCAGGAAGUCGUCACUCUUUCCAAGAGGCCAUGGGACGCUCUAUCGCCAACCCAACUGCCAUGAUUCUCUGCGCUGCCAACAUGCUCAAUCACUUGCAUCUUGAUGCUUGGGGAAAUUCACUUCGUCAAGCCGUCGCUGAUGUUGUUAAGGAGGGAAAAGUUCGCACCCGUGAUUUGGGAGGAUACGCCACCACUGUCGAUUUUGCUGAUGCCGUCAUUGACAAGUUCCGUAUCUAAAAUGUCAUAAUCUACUACUGCGUCCUAUAAUUUUUUUAAAAUAAAUUCUCAUUCUUCUCUAGUAGAUAUCUAGUGUUUUUGUUUUUCAUCUACCGUUUCUUUUUGUUUUUAUUUUCAAUCCCCACCAGAACUUGUAAGUGUUAGUGCCUUUUUGUGUAUAUUUUUUGCUACGAAUCAAUUUAUAUGUUUCGAAAAUCUUUUUAUAUCGACAAAGCGUACUCGUUUUUUUUCAUGUAUUCAACAAAUCACGAACCCAAUAUCUACCACGUGGCCAGUUUUGGUCUUCCAACCUUUCCAUGUCUCGUUUUUCACCAUCCAUCCCUCAAAUCGUCUUAUCUAAUUUUACCAUCCAUCGAUUUUUUUUCUUCCUUUUUUGCGAUUGCUGACUUUCUACGGCAGACCACCCACCCGCCAUUUCUCGUUUACAUUUUUUUUUCAAUUUUAUGCAAACAUGGAAAGUGGAUCAAUUCAAAGGCGAAUGUUUGUGUGGAAUGAGUCAUUUUCUUCUUUUAAACUUUUUAAUGGUUUUUUUCUGAGAAAAUCUUGUCGGCUUUAUGUACAUCUUGAACGAUCAUUUAAGUAGAUAAAAUGACGAAUAU
Caenorhabditis elegans is the source of this 1740-nucleotide messenger RNA. RefSeq names its product putative isocitrate dehydrogenase [NAD] subunit beta, mitochondrial (gene idhb-1). Lineage: Eukaryota; Metazoa; Nematoda; Chromadorea; Rhabditida; Rhabditidae. Gene Ontology annotation, cellular component: mitochondrion. Bases 2 to 1141 code for a protein of 379 amino acids. The transcript has 6 exons. The record is from RefSeq and is marked reviewed. Gene Ontology annotation, molecular function: oxidoreductase activity, acting on the CH-OH group of donors, NAD or NADP as acceptor; magnesium ion binding; NAD binding. Gene Ontology annotation, biological process: tricarboxylic acid cycle.